AUGACGCGCCCCAUCCGGAGUAGUAUUGAAACUCGUGGUUGGGUGAGCGGGCUGCUUGGAUUGGUGACUGUCUUGACCGAGGAACCGUUUGUCAUGAUGCGAGGUUCAGAAGAGAGUGUUCGUCUGUUGUUGUCAUGCGGGCAAGCUCCGGCUAUGUACUAUAUUUCGGACGUACAAAAUGACGCGAUGGACUUGUCGAAAGAGAGCGAGCUAUUUGGGAAACUGGAUGCGUGGCUUGGGGAGCAGGAACGCUUUUGUAGACUCAGGAACGCUUGUAAAUCAUUCUGGCAAAAUGAAGAGAGUGAAGCGAGCCACGAGGCCUGCAGCGAAAUAUGCAACGAACUUCACUUUGGAAUCAAAAAUGCGAAGGCUAAGCCCUUGGUUGCGAUUCUACCGGAGGUGGUUUACGGGCAGUUGGUGUAUAAACUGGUAUUUGGGGAUAAGACCGGCUGGGAUGAAACAAUCAAGAAAGUCUUUUAUGCGGAGACGGAAGCAAGAUUUCAUACGGUCGGUGCGUGUCGUGUGGGUUGUGGGCGUGUGGACGAUGAGAGUAGCUGGGACUUGCUGCCGGCCCAUUCACUUCUGCGUCGGUUGUUUUCAAAAGCAGCUUUUCUAAUCCCCUAUGGUUAUGACAUAGUGGUUCGAAGUGCGAUGCCGGCGGAGGAAUUGACACAGAGAACCACGCCAAGCAAACACGGCAUGAAAGUCCGCGCCCCUCGGAUUAGUCACAGUUCUCCGAAACUCUGCACUAAAGCCUUACCACCCAAGGCUUGCUUGCUCGCGCUCACGCUAUCCCCCACCGUCACCAUGACCCGGAUGAUGGCCACCAACAUGCCCAGCGCUUUCAGAUGCUUCUUACGCGUUCUUUUGGACGACAGGAUAUGA
Molecule: messenger RNA, 885 nt
Organism: Gregarina niphandrodes
Lineage: Eukaryota; Apicomplexa; Conoidasida; Eugregarinorida; Gregarinidae
Exons: 1
Coding region: 1-885 (294 amino acids)
Source: RefSeq, a predicted model, not a curated record